CCCACCACAGAGUUCGUCAGCCUCGCGGCAGCUUUGAUGUGCGUUAUUAUGCCCGACCACGCCGACGUCAGCCUCCCGCCGGAGGAGCGCGUCCGAAGGCUGAUCCAGGUGGGAAGCGCCGUGGAAGUGAACGAGGAUGUCCCGCCACGACGCUACUACCGCUCCGGAGUGGAAAUCCUCCGCAUGGCGACCAUUUACUCGGAGGAAGGCAAUAUCGAGCAUGCCUUUAUUUUGUACAACAAAUACAUCACGCUCUUCAUUGAGAAGCUGCCACAGCACCGUGAUUACAAAACUGCUGUCAUACCCGAAAAGAGGGAGACAGUGAAAAAACUGAAAGAAGUAGCCUUCCCCAGAGCUGAAGAGCUCAAGGAGGAGCUAUUAAAGAGGUACGCCAAGGACUAUGCUAAGUACAAGGAGCAGAAGAAGGAGGAGGAAGAGGAAUUUGCACGCAAUUUGGCUUUGCAGCAGCAGCUGGAAGAGGAGAGAAAUCGGGUAGCCCUGAUGAAGCAGCAGCAGGCAGAGCAAGAGCAGUUUCAUGCCUUCGAGGAGAUGAUUCGACGACAGGAGCUGGAGAAGGAACGUCUAAGGAUAGUGCAGGAAUUUGGAAAGCCAGAGCCAAGUCCUGAGUCUCUGGACGAGCCCCUCAUCCCUGGCGUGGAAAAGCCCCCGACUGAUUUAAUCCCAAAGGUUCCCGUCUCUCCAGUUCACCCUGCAAGUCCAUCAGCGGGGACUGUCUCAUCCAAACCUCCUGUUGUGGACAGAUCUUUAAAACCUAGUGCUUUGGGGAGCACGCAAAACAAUGCAAGUAUGGAUGUCCUUCGCCAGGUCAUUGUCCCUAGGGAGCUCUGCCAGAAAUUCCUCCAGCUGGCUGAUGCCAACACGAUCCGGGGUGUGGAGACAUGUGGGAUCCUCUGCGGUAAGCUGAUGAGGAACGAGUUCACGAUAACCCACGUCAUCGUUCCCAAGCAGUACGGAGGCCCCGAUUAUUGCAACACGGAGAAUGAGGAGGAGCUCUUCGUGAUCCAGGAUCAGCAUGGCCUUGUUACGCUAGGCUGGAUCCAUACUCACCCCACACAGACAGCCUUCCUCUCCAGCGUCGACCUGCACACGCACUGCUCCUACCAGAUGAUGUUGCCAGAGUCCAUUGCUAUUGUGUGUUCUCCGAAAUACCAGGAGACGGGGUUUUUCAAGCUGACAGAGCAUGGCCUGGAGGAGAUCUCUUCCUGCCGGCAGAAAGGAUUCCACCCGCACUCCAAAGACCCUCCUCUCUUCACUACCUGCAAUCACGUGUCAGUAGUCGAGAGAGACGUGGUCCUGAUGGAUCUCCGAUAGGCCUCUUGCCUUAACAGUUUACAGAAAACCAUCCACCUUCCUUCUAGGCCUAGGGAUCUUUUUUUCCUUCCUGUAGCAGAUGAUUUCUACCGUGUAGUGAUCCUUCCCCUUCCUCCCCCAAUAAUCGCGGUGAAAUCGGUACCCUGACCUCCGUGGGAGCACGUGAAACCUCAGUGCCUUGCGUCGGGCUGGCGAAGUGGUGCUGAGGUUCAAGGCGUGGGGAAAAGCUAACUGGAAAUUCAGAGACAGAAGCUAACACUGAAGCAAUUGUUUAAUACUCUAAUCUAUGGCUUGAACAGCUUCUUGGGGGGGUUCCCCGUCAUUUGCUGCAACCGUGAGGUGUGAAAACCUCUUCAAGUGCUUUCCAAAGUGGGACUUGCCCAAAUUAACCCAUGCUUUGUUUUGCCUCUCUCCCUGGGUUGUUGGGGUCUCGGCGCAGCUGGCUGGAGUAGAUGAGUCUUUGCUAUAAUUUAAGAUUAAACCUUCCUAACCCCUCUCACCCCAUGCAAGAGCUUGUCGCCUCUGAGCCGGAGCGAGUCCUGCUUGCUGGUACUCGGGUCUCUGCCCGGUGAGGUAAGAAGGGGCCCAACCUCCUUUGGGAACCCCUGUUUCAGUGUUUCAGGGGAGAAGGUGCCUGGAUGCGGCACUGCUUUGCACGAGCUGCUUCAUUCCAGCAGUGGGGAGGGGUGUUUGGUUACUUUAUUCCUUUUCCUGGAUGGGGGGGGGGUUCACUCCGGCCCUCGGGCUGCCCCGCGAGGGUUUAGGUUCGGCUUGCUGCUGGUGUUACCACGGAGGAGGCUCUCGGUCUCUUGGCCGCAGUGCUGUCGUGUGAAGGCUCUGCAAGGCCAUCACCUCUCAGAGAGGGGACUCCAGCAGCUUGUGCCGCUUCGAUCCUCAAAGAUCACCGCCCCCGAUUGCCUCUGCGUUUCUCAAAGCAGUACGAAGUCUGUCCUGACCAAAACCAAGUGCUCCGUGAUGUCGCCGUUAUGCGGUACGCCAGCUGAGGACCUCCUCCCAAGUUCUGUCGUCGGAUGCUAAGCAGCGAUUUUCCUUCCCCGGCGCUAUCCGUGCUGGGCCUCCGCCCUCGCGUCUUGCCGGCGUUGAAAGGGGAAGAAGCGGCACUGAAAGGUGGAAGGCAUCUGGCCUCAAAGGGCUGAGCGUGAUCCACGACAUCUCCACAUCCUCCGGCAGGAUGCUGUGAUGAUCAGCACAUGGCCGGGCGGGGAGGGGAAGGCGGCUGGAGUUGCCUUCCCACCUGGCACGCGUACAUGCGUGUUCUGUAUGUCGUGUCCUUGUACUUCUACACAGAAUAUUCUUUGGGGUACAGUUUAACACAGAUGGGUUGUAUUAUCU
Pygoscelis adeliae (Adelie penguin) is the source of this 2685-nucleotide messenger RNA. It is a transcript of the gene STAMBP, whose product is annotated as STAM binding protein. The coding region runs from base 37 to 1332 and encodes 431 amino acids. The record is from RefSeq and is a predicted model, not a curated record. Gene Ontology annotation, biological process: protein K63-linked deubiquitination. The transcript has 9 exons. Gene Ontology annotation, molecular function: metal-dependent deubiquitinase activity; protein binding; K63-linked deubiquitinase activity. Gene Ontology annotation, cellular component: endosome; cleavage furrow. Lineage: Eukaryota; Metazoa; Chordata; Aves; Sphenisciformes; Spheniscidae.